Panonychus citri (citrus red mite) is the source of this 737-nucleotide messenger RNA. RefSeq names its product NADH dehydrogenase [ubiquinone] 1 beta subcomplex subunit 10-like. The transcript is spliced from 5 exons. Lineage: Eukaryota; Metazoa; Arthropoda; Arachnida; Trombidiformes; Tetranychidae. The coding region runs from base 105 to 734 and encodes 209 amino acids. The record is from RefSeq and is a predicted model, not a curated record.
AUCGAUUUUUCUAUUCGUUUAUUUUUCAUGAAGGACAUUUGAUUAACUGUGUUGUUGUUUUUACUCUAUUUUUCCAGUGAUUUAAUUACAAUUAAUUAACUAAUAUGGAAGAAAAAUUUGACAAUAUGAAGGAACAUUCCUUCAAAAAGGAGGAAUACCAUAUUGGACCAUUUGGUCGAGUCCGAAGUGACUAUCUUAGUUCUCCUGUUCAAUCGCUAUCCAAUUUUGCUUUUAACCUUUUUGAUGUCCCAGCAACUUGGAUACAUGAUAAAAUUGUCGUGCCAAAUAGAAAGCAAAGUGUCUACUAUCAUUAUAAAUUUCCCCGAGUUCCAACAGUUGAUGAGUGUUAUGUUGAUGAUUACGCUUGUCUCUGGGAAGCAGAUCAACAAUACAAGAGAGACAGGAAAGUGGAAAAAAAUAUAAUCAAAAUUUUAGUUAAAGGAAGAUUUGAUGAGUGUAUGGCCACUUAUGGUGGUGUCGAUUCCACUGCCAGAGCUUGGUGUGAACACCUUUUGGAAGACCGGGACAAAGCAGAAACAAAUUAUAUGAUAAAAUAUGGUGAACUCCGUAUGGAUGGAACAGCAGCUUUGAAUCUCAUGGAGAAUAGAACAAGAUCAGCUGAUGUUUACCUCAAACAAAAACAUCGAUAUGUUUGGGAAAGGAAACAACAAUUGAAAAAGGAAAAGGAAGAAAAUGAAGCAAAAGAAUCAAAAGAAUCAAAAGAAUCAGUUUGAGGA